Molecule: messenger RNA, 2010 nt
Organism: Cylicostephanus goldi
Lineage: Eukaryota; Metazoa; Nematoda; Chromadorea; Rhabditida; Strongylidae
Source: the annotation of a GenBank genome assembly
AUGGUUGAAUACAAGAACGUAAAGCAUCGUGACGGUUCAGUAACACAGGAAGUUGACAGAAAGCACGCAUUCAUGUAUCUGUGCGACUUCUGCUACGAGGGUGUACACUUCACUUAUCGCACAUGGGAAGAUGCAAUCAAGUAUCUCGAUUCACUUUCCAGUCAACUGGACAAAAAUGAACGCUACAUCAUCUGGGUUCACAACCUCUCAUUCGAGUUCCAGUUCAUGAAAGGUUUCAUGAAACUCACAGAUGUAUUCUGUAGAAAAGCACACAACGUACUCAAGUGUGUAUACAAGAACAUUGAGUUCAGAGAUACGCUCGCUCUCUCCAACUGCAAGCUCGAACGUCUUGCAGAGAACGAAAAACUCCCAGUAAAGAAACUGGUAGGUAAUCUCGAUUACUCCCUUAUUCGUCAUCAGAACACUCCAAUCUCUAAAGAGGAAAUGCAGUACCAGUGGAAUGAUACAGAAAUCGUGUACUACUACAUCGAGAAGAAAGUAAAAGAGUACGGUAGAUUGGAAAAUAUCCCUAUGACUUCUACUGGAGAAGUAAGAGCGUUAUUCCGUAAGGAACUCGGUGCAGAGGGGUUACGUAAAAUGCACUCUCUGGUAACUCUCUAUUCAGCUCAUUCAAUGGAACUUCAAAAUCUCUUCAUUCAGACAUAUGCAGGAGCAUACACACAUUGCAACUAUCAGGCAAUAAACUCUAUACUUGAAGAUUUACUUUGUAAAGAUAUCGGUUCAUCUUACCCAUUCCAAAUGGUAAGUAAGAAGUAUCCAACAAUCUGGUACAAGUUAAAAGAAGAACUUUUACUUGAACAGAUUUUAGAAAAGUACAGUCAACUGGACUAUGCUAUCUGUUGUGAAGCAACUUUCCUUAAUAUCCGUAGCAAACACUGUCACAGCAUAAUCUCACAUCACAAGUGCAUAAAGAUUACUGAUGACUACAUAGAAGAUAACGGACGUGUAGUAUCUGCUUCAAUUCUUAAAAUGGCUGUAAAUGAAAUCGACUUACUCAAUAUCCUCGACUUUUACGACUUCUCUGAUGUAAUAAUCGAAAACGUCUACGUUUCAAAGAAAGAAUAUCUUCCUAAGGAACUCGUACAGAUUAUUCUUAAACUCUUUAAAGCGAAAACAGAGUUAAAAGAUAUUGAAGAAGAAGUAGAAAACUAUAUGCGUUCCAAGCAGAGAAUAAACGGGGUUUAUGGUUCAGCAGUAUUUAACAUUCUCGAUUCCGGUACUUACUUCGAUGAAGAAAGCAACUAUAAAUUCAUAAAAGGUGAAAAAUCAUGGGCUGACUUCAAAGAAUACACAGGAAACCCUAACCAAUACCUCUGGUAUUCUAUAGGUGUAUGGGUAACAUCUUAUGCUCGUAGACAAAUACUCACACCUAUCAAGAAAAUGUCUGAAAAUGCUAUCUAUUGCGACACAGACAGUGUUAAGCAUAAGUCACGUAAAUCCAAGAAGAAGUAUGACCGUCUUUGGUAUAAACUCAAUUGCCAGUGUCGUAGAGAGUUCAUAGAUGCUAUGAAUUAUCACAAAAUUCCUCCAGUUGACUGGACUUUUAUCGACAAGCACGGAGUAGAACACUUCAUGGGUAUCUUCGAGGACGAGAAACCAUACAAACGUUUCAAGUCACUUGGUUCAAAACGUUACCUUGUAGAAUACUAUGACGGCAAAAUGUCCUCAACAGUAGCAGGAGCACCAAAAACACUAUGGAAAGCUCUCGGAGAAACAAAUGAUGAACGUUUUGAAAACUUCACAAAUGGUUUUAAAAUGGAAAACUGUAAGCUCACUCACACAUACGUGGAAGAAGAAACAGAAAAGUUCAUUCCAGACUACCUAGGGAAUCUCGCAAUAGUAGAUAUGCGUUCAGGAGUAUGCCUUACAUCAGCAGACUUCUCAAUGAAUUUAUCAGACACAUUCUACGAGUUCCUGUUAGGGAAAGUAGACUUAGGAGAUGUAGACAUAUAUCGCUACUUCGGCGGUCAGAAAAAGUUUGAAAAAUAA